This is a messenger RNA of Anguilla rostrata (American eel), 3830 nucleotides long. RefSeq names its product vascular endothelial zinc finger 1-like. The record is from RefSeq and is a predicted model, not a curated record. The transcript has 7 exons. Gene Ontology annotation, biological process: regulation of transcription by RNA polymerase II. The coding region runs from base 118 to 1746 and encodes 542 amino acids. Lineage: Eukaryota; Metazoa; Chordata; Actinopteri; Anguilliformes; Anguillidae. Gene Ontology annotation, cellular component: transcription regulator complex; chromatin; PcG protein complex. Gene Ontology annotation, molecular function: DNA-binding transcription factor activity, RNA polymerase II-specific; RNA polymerase II cis-regulatory region sequence-specific DNA binding.
CCAAAAUCCUUCUAAAAUGGAUUGCCCCAAGGGUUACAGGAAGUUGUAGCAGCUGCCAUGUUUAGCUGCUUUGUUGUAGAUUUCUUGUAGGUUUCCUGCAGAUUUCAAAGUGUUGCAAUGGAACCGAGCUGGAGUACAUUUUUAUUUCAGGUCCCCGGCUGUGAGAGGAGCGUUUUCGCCGAGGCGCACGCCCGGCCCUCGCUGCGUAAACAGCCCGGACCGAGCGCGGCUUCUGAGGCCCAGCGCAUGGCGGCGUGGCAGUUCGGAAAGGCUGCGCAGCAGGCGAAUGAAGCCCUGCACCACCAGCACCAGGUGGCCCAGAACAGCCUGCUGCCGCUGCUCAACUCCGGGGCCGAGCCGCAGGACCAGAAGCCCGUGCUGCCCAUCCCGCUGGACCAGAAGCCCCCGGUGAGCGCCGCCGAGCUCCUCAAGGACAACGUGGCCAGCGGGACGGGGGGCGGGGGCGGAGGGGGCGGCGGCGGCGGAGGAGGAGGAGGAGGAGGAGGCCCGCCCCACGUGGUGGUGAAGAAGGAGCAGAAGACCAAGACACCCUUCAUCUGCGGCUACUGCAACAAGGCCUUCCGGGACAGCUACCACCUGCGCCGGCACGAGUCCUGCCACACCGGCGUCAAGAUGGUGUCGCGGCCCAAGAAGGCGGCGCAGUCGGCGCCCACCAUGGUGCCGCUCAUCUCCACCGUGCCGCGGGAGAGCGGCGGGGGCAACCCCUCCUACAUCUCCACCAUCGCCGGGAUCCUCACCACCGCCACCACCUCGGCGUCCGGCGGCUCCAGCAUCAUGUCGGCCGCGCCCAUGGGCGGGGCACAGCAGCAGCAGCAGCAGCCUCCUCACCAGCAGGGGGCGCCCAAGAAGCCGCCCAAGCCGGUGAAGAAGAACCACGGCUGCGAGAUGUGCGGCAAGGCCUUCCGCGACGUCUACCACCUGAACCGCCACAAGCUGUCGCACUCGGACGAGAAGCCCUUCGAGUGCCCCAUCUGCCAGCAGCGCUUCAAGCGCAAGGACCGCAUGACCUACCACGUGCGCUCGCACGAGGGCGGCGUGCACAAGCCCUACGUCUGCUCCGUGUGCGGGAAGGGCUUCUCCAGGCCCGACCAUCUAAGCUGCCACGUGAAGCACGUUCAUUCCACGGAGAGGCCGUUCAAGUGCCAAGUUACGGCCUGCACAUCCGCCUUCGCCACCAAAGACAGACUGCGCUCACACAUGAUCCGACACGAGGGCAAGGUCACCUGCAACAUCUGCGGCAAGAUGCUGAGCGCGGCCUACAUCACCAGCCACCUAAAGACACACGGGCAGGCCAACUUCAACACUUCCUGUAACAAAGGGCUAGGGGACUGGCAGUGGAGCUCCACAGGGGUGCGAAAAGACACUAACGAAGUCUGCAACUCUGCCUCAGCCACACCAGUCACGGCCUCCGCCCCCAUCACCACGGCGAUGAACCGCGGCAACGUCAGCAGCAACCCGGUCACCAUCGCGGCGCAGAUGAACAUCACCACCAACACGGUCAACAUCACCUCGCCCGUCAACCUCCAGCACCCGGUCACCAUCACGGGGCCCGUCAACAUCGCCUCGGUCAACAUCCCCGCCACCGCGCCCAUGAACAUCGCCCACCCGGUGGCCAUCACCACGCCCAUGCCCAUGAACAUCGCCGGGCCCCUCAACAUCGCCAUGCGGCCCAUGGAGAGCAUGCCCUUCCUGUCCCAGGUCCUGCCCUCCUCCCCUCCCUGGUAAAAAAGAGAGGGGAUGGGGGAGGGGGGGGGAGGAAAAAAAACUCCAGCCCCCAGUCUUCUACCCGAUCCAUUUCACCAACCCCUCCCCCUGGGCGGCGCCCAGCCCCUCCCUCCAUCCCUCCCUCCCUCCCUACUGACUCCACCCCAGAUAUUAGUGUUUACUUGGUGCAGGGGGGCAGGAGGAGAAGCGUGGCUGCUGCCCCCCUGGCACUCGGCUGCAACAGCAGCAGCGCUGCAGCACGAAAGAUUUUACAAAGAAUCCUACAGGAGAACGCUAGGGCUGUUUUUUAAAAAAUGGUUUUCAGUUUUUAAUUUUGGUUUGUUUUGGGCUUUUUAGGCUUUUUGUUUGUUUUUUUUGUUUGUUUUUUAAAUCUUGGUCUGAAGGACACUGAGUUUAGGAGGGGGGGGUGUAAGAACGGCGAAUGUGAUGGGGUGAUGGGCGGAGUCGGGCGAACGAAGGGGUGAGGCUCCAAAUCCAGCCUCACAGGACGCCGGGACCUCUGGGUUUGGGGAAGGGAAGGGAAGGGAGGGGCUGGGUUUGGGUAAAAGGACAAAUGCAAUAAGUGUGCAUUGCAUUAAGUUUCAAAGGAUAUCUCAGAGUAGUGGGUGUUUCUCAUGUUGUUUUUUUAAUAGCCUGCUAAUCAGUAUUUAAUGUUUUAAGGAGAAAUAUGGCAACAAAAGGGACAAAGGCUUCCAUUCUGAGGGAAGAAUUUUUCAUGAUGUGUGAAACUUGAUUUUUAGCUUUUUAUUUUGAGGUACAGUGACUGUAUGUUGCCUAUGACCUGAUAAUGUUAUCCCUCUCCAAUCACUCCAUCUUGAUCUUUUAACAACAUUAAGUCCCUCACUGCUUAAGGUAUCUUCAGUUUAUUUUUCUUUUGUUUUGGGAUGGCUGGAAUGUGCUUCUUAGCUGUCAGUGGACAUUGGUCAUUGAACAGGAGCUGAAGGAGGAGUCUUGCACUGAAUGCAUAUCCCGUGUGUAAUGAAAUGCCAGUAUUAUCAAAGAUCAAAACUGAGAGUGUUAGGCAACCAGCUGUUAAUGUAGAUAUGGAGGCCAUCUAGUGGCCUGCGGAAACCAUGCUGAGAGAUUGGUCCUAAAGUUCACCAGUUUUGCUAUAACAGUUAUCAUGUUGGUGACGGAUUGUAGUUUUACUAGAAUUAUUUUAUACCCAUGUUUUUAUUUUUUAUUUUUUCCUCUGAAGUUCAGGAGCCUGUUAGUAAGGAUCUUCUGCUCAGGAAUCUUGCAGAGAGUAGCCCAGUAAUCUGGUUUGUGUUAAAACAGUGAGUUGAUGUCUAACACAUAACUUUUAUCCUGGACUUUUUUUUAUGUUACUUUGUAAAUACUUAACACACCGUAUACUUUUUUUUUCUUUUUUUUUUUUUUUGGCUAAAAAAAAAAAACUUAGAAGCCCUUCAUAGGUCAGGGAGCCAAGAACUUUAGUCACUUUUAAUAUUGCCGUCCACAUUUUAAGGAAAGAAAGGAAAAAAAUACAAGUCUGAAUGACUUCUGACACGGUUGAAUAUUCUCAUUCAAUUCCUUCACAAAUUUACCAUUGAGCUAAAGCUGCCAUGUGGGUUCAGGUUUGUUGGCAAUAAUUCCUCAGUGUCUUGUGCACCGGGGGCGGGGGGUGGAGAGAAACCAGGAAAUGAUCAACCAUCAGAGGGGGAACUCUGUGUAUUCCUAGGAUGUAACUGAGAAAGGGUCAGAACCUGGAGAACCGCGGGACUGGACCCCUUCAGCCCUCCGGUUCUGUCUCGCCGGUCGUCUCUCUGAACGUGGCUCGGCGCUUGUGACCCCGUGCCCCAAACGGCGCGGAAGCAAGAGCUCUGAGCCGGUUUGAAAGCCGUUGGCCGUCAGAAACUCCGCAUGAUUCUGAGGCCUAUAGCGUGCCAUUUUUGGGUGAACCCCAAUGUCUGGUUGCUGUGCAAACCAAGAAUGGCUGACAAACUUAAAAAAAAAAAAAAAAUUCCCUCUUCUGCCCUCCAGUGUUGCAUGAGGAGUGGAGCUUAAUAGGGUUUCAAUACGUUGCAAGCUCUGAAAAAACCAAACUACAAAAGAGGGAUUAAAAAAAACAAGACUCUUUUUUU